Messenger RNA from Stereum hirsutum FP-91666 SS1, 1110 nucleotides. RefSeq lists its product as uncharacterized. The transcript is spliced from 3 exons. The coding region runs from base 1 to 1110 and encodes 369 amino acids. The record is from RefSeq and is a predicted model, not a curated record. Lineage: Eukaryota; Fungi; Basidiomycota; Agaricomycetes; Russulales; Stereaceae.
AUGGCGGGUGAUGAUGCGCCGAGUAAAAGUGUGUUGGAGAGGGUAUCGAGGAUGGAGGUGACGGCUGAGAAUGGUGCGAGGGUGCAGUUCGGUGAAGUCCUUGGGUGGGACCUUGGGACGCACUCCGGAAAGCCGCCAGUGUUGACCCGCACUAGUACCGUGGUGGUCUUCUUGAGGCACUUUUGGUGUCCGAACUGUCAGGACUAUGUGUCUUCCAUCAUGCACGAUGUGGACCAUGAUGCCCUGUCGCGCUCGGGUGUAAAGCUCGUACUCGUAGGAUGUGGCUCUUACGGUCUCAUCAAAUCUUAUCGUCAUAUAUUUGACUUGCCUUACCCGAUCUACACGGACUCGUCACAACAGCUCUAUCGUGCGCUCGGCCUUCACAUGACCGAAGAACGCUCAAUCCCUAGCCACCUCGCCACGCACAUGCACCCGACACAUCAAGGCGGCGGCGCGCGCUACGUGAAACAUAAAUCCGUAGGCGCAUUCGCCAUGGUCGUCCGUCGGGCCCUCAAGGUCGGGAUGCCAGUCUGGGAAAAGGGCGGCGACGCGGCUCAACUCGGCGGAGAGUUUGUGUUUGGACCUGAUAAGGAUCGGACGUGCGCCUACGCGCAUAGGAUGUUGACGAAGAGUGGGCAUGCGGAUGUGAGGAUGGUGUUGGCGAAGGCCGGGUUCGGGACGCCGUUGCCGAGUCCGACGAGUAGAGGGUCGGGGCUGUGGUUCGUUAGUGCGGAGGAGGAGGCGGCGUGGAUGGAGAGUAGGAGGAGGAGUUUGGUGAGGAUGAAGGAGAAGAGGGAGAUGAGGAGGGCGAGUGUGGAUAGUAGGUUGGGUUUCAAUGCGCCGACCAUGAUUACGACGCCGUUGGUUUUGGACGGUGAUGAUGAGGCGACAGUGCAGCCUUCGCCGGCGGAGAGGGGGAGGAACAGGGAUAAGAGGACGACUGCGACAUUAUCGAUUGUGAGAGAGGACGGGAGGGGUGAUGGCGGGCUUGAGAUGGAGUGGGGUGGCUCGAGCGAGUCGAUGGGGUCUGUCGUUAUUAUCAGCCAUGCACAAGGUAGCUCGAGCGAUGCGUCCACGAGUGCGACCUCGUCUGCAUCUGCUUCGGCUUGA